AGUCGAUAUCAAGCAAUGCCUUGUCUUUAACUGCAGUCGUUGACGUUCCAGACACGUGCGCCAAUGACACUCUGCAACUGUCAUGGAUGUCUUCCCACAAUCUCACUCACCGCGAUCUCGGGCUGAUUAGGGACCACACCACGAUGCUGCUUGUGCAUGGCUACAGUAGGACAAACAUGGCCCCCGGUACACCUGGCCGUCUUCCGCCACGGAGGCAUGCAACAGUAUCUACGGCACACGUUCGUCACAAUCGAUGAUCUUGUUUCCUCUUUAGAGCGGGCACCAGUGGUGGCCAGCAUUGUCCAAAACCUCAACACUCGUGUAAGUCGUGACCAUGAAAGACUCAUUUUCUUCUGGCAGCACGCCUUCUAGCCCUCCUCUGUCAGCGGCAUGGUGUUCUACUAGCCUGGACACCUUUCACCAAACAACCUACUACAAUGUCCCUGUCCACGAUUUUCCAGGACGACCCAGGAAGUAGACGCCGCUAUUAGACCCUUGAUAGCGCGCCCCGCGAGCAAGCAUCAGGGCCCUCAGUGACGCCCCAUCUGUGCAUGCAAGACGCCCGCCUGCUACAGGCUCGUCCGCCAAACAUGCACCAAUUCUGCUUGGUGGUCCGGCCUCGGCCCAGGCACAUGGCGACCAUCUUGCUCUCUUGAGCAUCAGGGGCUGUCGUUCUGCCGAUACGCCAUUGCCAUCGUGCUAAGUCCUGCAGCUAGUUUGCGAUAUGACAACACCUAACGGAAAGCUCCUCGUUUCCCACCGAUAGCUUGUUGCUUCCUGACUGGGCCUUCUCCCUCCCAAUUCAAACGCCUCUAGACGCCGCUCCACCUUGGCACUGAGCAUUUUGAUGAUGAGCGCACGCCCUUGCUUCUGAUUGCUCUCGAUCCGGACUCCUCUGGCGAAUUGCUCCGGAGGUUACUGGCGAGGAGUGUUAUCUACUUAAGGGGUGGGAACCCAUCUCCUUUGGCUCAUUCUUCCUCGAUCCAACGAUACAUAGCCGUGAGCCUUUUUACCUGCCCAAACCGGCUCAAGCAUUCGUGCCAAACAGCUCGAGGAAUUCAAGUCUUAUAUACUUCUAUAUCUUACACCAAUCUACCACCUAGGCACUUGGCACUUGGAGCGCCUCCACGAGCUAUCCUAGGCCCUUACCCCCACGCGCUGGCCGUCUCCCACGUUUCCAUCUCUCUCCACCAGCCAAUCCCCUUUGCUGUAUUUGCCCCAAACGGCAACUGAUCAAGCCAUCGCCCGACCUCAAGUCUCCAUUCUCGCCAACAUCCCACCUUUAUCCCACGCUUCAAGCGUUGUUGUUGACAGCUAUGGCCCCAGUUGCUACGGGAGAGAUCGCACCAACGCAUCUACCCGGUGGUCCAUCGAAGCCAUUGAGCAUCAGUGCCUCUGUCUUGCAUGGUCCCCGCGAUCUGCGACUGGAAACAAGAACCAUCGAGGCUCCAGCGGCAGGCGAGCUUCAAAUCGCUAUCAAGGCGACUGGCAUUUGUGGUUCAGAUGUAUCCUACUACAAGAAGUUUGCCAAUGGCGAUCUCUGUGCUUGUCACCCACUGUCACUAGGCCAUGAAUCGUCCGGUGAAGUUGUUGCUAUUGGUCCUCAAGUGAGUGGCUUCAAGCUGGGCGACCGAGUUGCUCUUGAAGUUGGUGUUGCUUGUGGAAACUGCGGCACUUGCCGUAAAGGUCGCUAUAACCUAUGCAAAAAGUUGCGUUUCAGAAGCAGUGCCAAAACCUACCCUCACUACCAAGGCACAUUGCAAGAGAGGAUUAACCAUCCCGCUGUCUGGUGCCACAAGUUGCCCGAUAACGUCUCGUUCGAGGCCGCCGCCCUCCUCGAGCCGCUGUCUGUAGCUAUCCAUGCGGUGAACCGUGCCAGGCCGGAGCCGGGCUCCACUGCCCUUGUUAUCGGUGCCGGCACCGUUGGCCUGUUGACUGCCGCAAUGGCUCGUCAAUCAGGCUGCACCUCGGUCACAAUCACAGAUAUCGAUGCUGGGCGUGUCAACUAUGCCAUAAGCCGUGGAUUUGCAACUCAUGGUUUUGUUACCCCCCUGUCCCGUUUGAACUCAUCGAACUAUUCUUCUGGAAUCUCUACACCCGAGACUGGUAUCAUUACUCCUGCCAGCACCUUUUCAACAGCAAGCCGCUUCGACGGAGCCAAAUCAUUGGCUGCGGAUAUCCUUGCUUCAUCAAACCCUGCUGGUACCUUCAUGCUUGAGGAGGAUGAGGACGGUGUGGAUGUCACAUUCGAGUGCACUGGAAAGGAGGUGUGCAUGCACACGAGCUUAUAUGCUACCAAAGCCGGCGGCAAAGUAAUCAUGGUGGGCAUGGGAACUCCGAUCCAGACUCUCCCUCUCUCCGUGGCCCACCUCCGUGAGAUUGACAUCCUGGGCGUAUUCCGGUAUUCCAACACAUAUCCCACCGGUAUUCGACUUUUGUGUUCGCAAGCUGCGAAUCCCUCUGGCUGCAGCCUGCCCUCGUUGGACGACAUGGUUACCCACCGUUUCAAGGGCCUCGAUCAGGCACAACGUGCAUUUGAGCUAGCAACACGCACCAGUGACGACGAGGGCAAACUCGUCCUGAAGAUUGUUAUUGAGGCAUAAAAUCUUUCUCAAGAUUGCCUUUUUACGACUUAUGAAUGAUAGACAAAGAUAUCCAAAAAGCUACAUAUUCCAGUGGCGUAUUUCAUGGGGGGCGCGUAAAUAGAUUCUCUGUUAUGAAGAUACCAGCUACUAUAUUGGUAGCUUGGAGGUGGUUGGGUUUGAUUGGAGAGAUACCAAAUAUGAUAUGAAGUGGCUUAACGGGCUGGAAGAACGGGUUGGUAAGGAGUUCGUCCUAGCAGACAUAGUCCACGACAUUAACAUGAACACUUGAUCCCUAUCUUAACUUAACCCAUGAAGCCGGGAUAUCCCCACAAACAACUAGACUCGUGAAUACGAUAUGGCUAACUAGUUUAUGCUUUAAUUCAUCUCUAAAACACGAUUUGAAGUUGUAAUCUACCUCAAACACCAAACGCCCGGCUGAAUGUAACUAAGUCGUUUCUGUCGUACGCGUCAUCGUGCCUUCACGCGUAUAUCUAGCAAUCUCAGAUCAGGAUAUCGCCAGCUCCACGAAUGUUAUAAGCCGCUGGGUCAAUGACGAAAUCCUGCCCGGGGCCAGGAGGAGCACCACGACGGUGCGACGCCUUUGCGUUUUCGACAACGUGGAACUUCUUGCCAACGUCGCGGGCCUGGCCGACGCUCUGGACAAUGCCGUUGAGGAGUCUCACCAAGUUAACAUCGUUUGCCUCAUGGAGCAUCUCGCGCUCAAAUGCGGCUCUGUCUGAGGGAAUGACGAGGUCCAGGCGGCUGACGAGGGCUUGGAUCUGGCGAAGCACUGUCGCUGAUGGAGUGGUAUAGUCGGCGUCCAUGCUACUGGAAUCGGCUGUGUCACCGUUGAUGUACGAGGGAGGAAGACGCUCGAGAUAAGUGGUGAGAAGGAGUAUUCGGGACUGGAGCAUCUUGAUAGCGUUGGCCUUUGCUGUGAGGGCAGCAAUUGUUUCGUCCUCUUCUGGCGUCAGAACAACCUCAUCAUCCUGCGCAAUCGCCUUGUUGUGAUCUUCGUCGUGGCUCUCUACUAGCCGGCGCUUGCCCUUGCCAUUUGACUCGAUGGACAAAGAGGGCUUGUCUUCCUUUUGGGGAGCGGCGGCAGCGUUUCCUCCUGAAGCAGCAACGUAGUUCAUGCUGAUCAUCUCUGUUUCGUCGGUCUCAACCGAGUAGGGCAGCUCUCUGAACUUGAGCUUGAGAGCGGGCUCCCCGUCAUCCAUCUUCUUGUCCUCUCCAUCGUUAUCCGCCUUUGGGUCGUCGACUUCAUAGUUGCUCUCGUAAAUAGUGAGUGGAAGUCUGCCACCGACGGAGUGAUCAAGGACCUGUUCCGGGUGGAAUCCGAGGAGUAUGGCUGACUCGUUCCAACCUUCGAGAAUCUGAUUAUGGAUUGGGAGGAUAGUCGGGGUCGGACCUGAAGAAGGUAG
Fusarium odoratissimum NRRL 54006 is the source of this 4009-nucleotide messenger RNA. RefSeq names its product L-iditol 2-dehydrogenase. The record is from RefSeq and is a predicted model, not a curated record. Gene Ontology annotation, molecular function: L-iditol 2-dehydrogenase (NAD+) activity; zinc ion binding. The coding region runs from base 1317 to 2603 and encodes 428 amino acids. Lineage: Eukaryota; Fungi; Ascomycota; Sordariomycetes; Hypocreales; Nectriaceae. The transcript has 3 exons. Gene Ontology annotation, biological process: D-sorbitol catabolic process.